AUGUCAGAAGCAAAACGACUACAGUAUUCUAUUGGUGAUGAAUAUUAUGGUGAAUUCAAUGAUGUUGGAGAACGACAUGGUUAUGGUGUAUAUAAAUGGUCAAAUGGUAGUAUCUAUCUUGGUCAAUGGUUAAAUAAUACAUGUACAGGUGAAGGUAUUUAUUGUGUCAGUAAUGGAGAUAUUUAUCGUGGUCGAUUUGUUAAUGGUUUACUAUAUGAUAAAGGAUCGCGUACAUCAUUUGACGGUCAUCAAUAUAUUGGAGGUUAUUUAUUUGGUCGAAGUGAAGGUCAAGGAACAUAUAUCUGGCCAAAUGGAGAUAAAUAUGUUGGAACUUGGAUAAGCAAUGAUCGUACAGGUACAGGUGUAUAUACAUGGGCAAAUGGUGAUCGAUAUGAAGGUGAAUUUUUGUGUGGAGAAUUACAUGGAAAUGGUAUUUAUUAUUCUUCUUAUGGAACAAAACUCGAAGGACAAUGGAUACAUGGAAAAUAUAUUAAAAGACUUUUUUUUACUGUAUAG
Messenger RNA from Rotaria sp. Silwood1, 516 nucleotides. NCBI's taxonomy places the organism in Eukaryota, Metazoa, Rotifera, Eurotatoria, Philodinida, Philodinidae. The record is from the annotation of a GenBank genome assembly.